Zerene cesonia (dogface butterfly) is the source of this 729-nucleotide messenger RNA. RefSeq names its product fructose-1,6-bisphosphatase 1 (gene fbp). Gene Ontology annotation, molecular function: fructose 1,6-bisphosphate 1-phosphatase activity. Bases 1 to 705 code for a protein of 234 amino acids. The transcript is spliced from 5 exons. Gene Ontology annotation, cellular component: cytoplasm; cytosol. The record is from RefSeq and is a predicted model, not a curated record. Lineage: Eukaryota; Metazoa; Arthropoda; Insecta; Lepidoptera; Pieridae. Gene Ontology annotation, biological process: gluconeogenesis; fructose metabolic process; fructose 1,6-bisphosphate metabolic process.
AUGACUGGGCUAUCAGUAGAAACCGAGAGACGGGGCAAAUACGUGGUAUGUUUCGACCCCCUUGAUGGCUCAUCUAAUAUCGACUGCCUCGUCUCUGUGGGCUCAAUCUUCGCUAUUUACAAAAAGUCUUCGGCCGGGGAGCCGUGCGAAGCGGACGCGCUACGUCCAGGGCGGGAACUGGUCGCGGCUGGCUAUACUGUGUACGGCUCUGCCACCAUGAUGGUGCUGGCUUUGGGCAAGGGGAAAGGGGUCAAUGGGUUCAUGUACGAUCCGUCCAUCGGCGAAUUUAUCCUCACCGAUCCUAAUAUGAAAAUACCGGAGAGGGGCAAAAUUUAUUCAAUUAAUGAGGGUUACGCGGCAGAAUGGUCCGAUGGGCUCAAGAAAUACAUAGAAGAGAAGAAAUGUCCAACCAAAGGCAAAGCAUAUGGCGCCAGAUACGUGGGCUCUAUGGUUGCGGAUGUUCAUAGAACUAUUAAAUAUGGGGGAGUGUUUAUGUAUCCAGCUACUAAAUCGGCGCCUAAUGGAAAGCUCCGUCUACUCUACGAAUGCAACCCAAUGUCGUACAUAGUGACGGAAGCAGGUGGUCUAGCCACUAACGGCAGUAUACCAAUCCUGGACAUCCAACCAACCUCCAUACACCAGAGGGCGCCUUGCUAUCUCGGCUCUAAGCAAGAUAUGGAAGAAUUGAUGUCUUUCUUGAAAUAAUUUUGUAAUAAACGUUUGAUAGUA